Messenger RNA from Canariomyces notabilis, 724 nucleotides. RefSeq lists its product as uncharacterized. The coding region runs from base 136 to 612 and encodes 158 amino acids. The transcript has a single exon. The record is from RefSeq and is a predicted model, not a curated record. Lineage: Eukaryota; Fungi; Ascomycota; Sordariomycetes; Sordariales; Chaetomiaceae.
GGGAAACUGUCGCCAGUCGCCUUGCCAGGAGACACGGUAUUCUUGUUGCUGAAAGUCUAUGUUUGCCGCGUACGGGUCGCCAAAUUUGUAAAUGUCGGUUACCUGCGCUGGUUUGGACAUGGCGCCGGAAGACUGAUGCGAGAAGGGAUUGCUGCAGCAUUUCAAGUUGUACCGGUGCUGGGAAUGAACGUGAGGUGGUUUGGGAAUUAUCACAUAAAUAAUGAGAAUAGCAAGUCGCGUCGGAGCGUGUCUUCUCUCAGUUUAAGUUUGGAACUUCAUGUAUGGAACCAGCAGCACGUGCACUCAACGAGAAAAAGAGAGGAAAGAGUCACCGUAUGCACUGGGAAUUCCAUCUUAUCAAGCAGGGGUCUACGAACCGGGGCAAUUUUCCACGCGACAUGUGCUGUUGGCGUCCACUCAGAAGGGCGGGAAAAAGCCACAGUGGAGACCCGGAGGAAUUCACGGCGCUCGGCCGGCUCAGGACCCACAAUCGGCCUGACUCCAGGACGCCACAUCGGCCGGAAGCCCAUCGUCAGCACUACUGCUCCGAGUGAUGGUGUGAUGACGGUGAAAAAAGUUUCCAAUGUUCCUCCGAUAGACGCGUGGAGGUGAUGGCUGAGUUCUUGUCGACGUCGACAUAAAGAGGGCGACCCCUUACCCCUUGACUCGAGCCGGGACGACAUACAAACUCAAGCUCCCUAAGUCACCUCCUUGUAUACUGCCU